Messenger RNA from Cladophialophora psammophila CBS 110553, 882 nucleotides. RefSeq lists its product as uncharacterized. The transcript is spliced from 2 exons. The coding region runs from base 1 to 882 and encodes 293 amino acids. Gene Ontology annotation, biological process: regulation of lipid metabolic process. The record is from RefSeq and is a predicted model, not a curated record. NCBI's taxonomy places the organism in Eukaryota, Fungi, Ascomycota, Eurotiomycetes, Chaetothyriales, Herpotrichiellaceae. Gene Ontology annotation, cellular component: mitochondrion.
AUGUCGCUUGCUCUCAAGUUCACCUCUCUCGCUAUUCGUACUCUCUCUAAACCAAUAGCUAAUUUCAUCAAGAAACAAGCGCGCGAACAUGAAGGCUUCCGCCGGACCUGCAUCUCUUUCGCCCAGACUCUCCACAGAAUUGACAUGCGAUGGCGGAUAGGUCUCCUGCAAGAUGCUGCGGCUCUGGAAAGACAGGUCGCGAAAGAACAGGCGGCAGAGGCUGCUAAAAGGCAUAAACAUACCAACGUCCCUACAGUGAAGACAGAAGCACAGAUGAAAGCUGAAGAGGAAGCUUCCGCAAGAGGCGCCAAAGAAGUACCGGAACCUCCAAAGCCACGCGCAAAACCCAAGAUCAGACCUUUGUCCGAAGCGAAAGCAAUCGAGUCGGGCGCCAACUUUAUAAGCGAGGCCUUUCUGUUCAGUGUUGCGGCUGGCCUCAUACUUUUCGAGUCGUGGCGGUCUGGCAGGAAAGAGAGCCAACGGAGGGAUGACGUCGCUGAGAGGCUGAACGACUUGGAGGAGUCUGAAAAGGCUGCCCGAAAAGCAUUGGUCGAGCUGGAGAGGGAAGUCCUCCGCCUGCGGGCACAAGAGAAGAACGGAAAGCCAACUGCUACAAUAAGACUACUGCCGAAGGAGAUAUAUGAGGAAGACAAAGGAGACGAGAGGGAAGCGAAACCAGCCGGCUGGUUGUCACGCAUCAGAUCCUUUGUAUCCUUCAACAAGGAUGACAAGGAGGCAAAGGAAGCUCUAGCAGAGGGCGAGCCGGGGCCUGCUGAAAAGAUCCUUGUGCAGUCUGAUAAGGCUUUAGAGGAGAAACAUAAGCAACAAAAGGCCCUCGAAGCUGCACAAAAGGCGGUCGCUGAGCAGAACCCCAAACAGUGA